UUCAACCGCUCAAGUCCGAACAUCGCAUCAGACCGCCUACAGCAACACUUGAACGAUGCAAAUACUGAAAAAGAAAAAGAAAUUGGCCAAGUGUGGAAACUCACUCAUCCUCCACCAGUUUGCUCCGACGGAGUUAUCAGUCAAUGGUUCUCCACCUUGUCUGAAGCUGGAAACUUUUCUUCGUAUGACAAAAAUCCCGUACCGGAACGACCAUCGGUUGAAGUUUUCAAAGAAGGGAAAAAUGCCGUGGAUCGAGUUUAAUGGACAAGAAAUCGCUGAUUCCAAUUUCUGUAUCCAAUUCCUGAAACGGGAAUUCAAAGUCGACAUUGAUUCUCAUUUGAACGACACAGAAAAGGCCGUCGCCCACAGUGUUCGAACCAUGCUGGAAGAAAACACUUAUUGGGCUCUUGUUUACUGCCGUUGGUUGUCUGCAUUUGGAGCAGAAUAUCGAAGGAAGCUGUUCACUAAAAAGUUUGGCCAUCUCGUCUUCCCUCUUAAACAUCUGAUAGCUCACCACAUAAUGAAGAAAAUCAAACGGGAUCUGUGGGGACAUGGAAUGGGUCGACACUCGGAACAAGAGUUGUAUGGAAUCGCUGAGAGAGAUUUACUAGCAGUCUCGGAAAUUUUAGGCCAAAAGAAAUUUCUGUUUGGAGAAAAACCUUGCCUUGCUGAUGUAGCACUGUUUGCCUUCAUUGCUGCAUCCGCCUGGGAUCUUCCAGAAAGUCCGUUUGAUGAACUUAUCAAGACAAAAGCACAGAACCUUCGCACUCAUGCUCAGAGAAUGAAAGAGCUCUAUUACCCAGACUGGGAUGAAAUCAUCUCAAGAAAUCUGAAAUCAAGUUAACGACUCUGUCAGACUUAAUUGCAAUUCAACUAGUUCGUUUUUGGUUACAGGAACAUUAACCUAGAACGAAGGCUGUUUCUGGGAGGUUAUUGUGUCGUCAUGGUGAUGUCAGAUGACAAAAAGGUCUCCAUAAUUGGGCAAUUUAAUGCUACCUUUCUUAAGACAAAAAAAAGUUCUGAAAUAUUGCGGAUAACUCGAAGUAUUGUUUGCUAUGAAAAUUACCUUAACUAUUUCAAGCCACUUUUAUAAGUUAUUAAAAGUCAUUUAGUUAUCUGAGCUAUUUAUUUAAUCAAUCAAUACGGUUGCACUAAUCUACGGUAACCGCGUUAGAGAGGCUGGAAUGAAAGUUUCACAUAAGGAUCGGUGUGGCUAUUGAAAAAAUGACUUCCUAUUUAUCAUUCCACUACUAUAUCAAUUUAUCAAAUAAGGUCACAAGAACGC
Molecule: messenger RNA, 1285 nt
Organism: Stylophora pistillata
Lineage: Eukaryota; Metazoa; Cnidaria; Anthozoa; Scleractinia; Pocilloporidae
Product: failed axon connections homolog
Cellular component (GO): cytoplasm
Source: RefSeq, a predicted model, not a curated record